UUUUAUUUCUAGAAACUUGAAUGAUAUGACGACAACAUUCUUUUUUAUUCUGAUAUUCCUGUUCUUCCGAUGUUUUGCCGAUGAGUGCAAAAAAGGAACAUUUGGAAAUAAAUGUAUUAAGAAAUGUGGAAAAUGCUUAAAUAUAACACAAUGCCAUCAGAAGAACGGGACCUGUUUAAAUGGAUGUAAACCUGGGUAUCAAGGUCGCAGAUGCAAACGAAAUUGUAUAUUGAAUACGUAUGGAAUGAAUUGCAGCAUGAAAUGUGGACGUUGUAAACAAAAACAAGAUUGCAAUCACAUAACUGGAAUUUGUAAAAAAGGAUGCAAGAAAGGCUUUCAAGGCGAUAAAUGCAACAAAGAAUGUGAUCUAAACACGUUUGGAAAAAAAUGUACAAGCAACUGUGGACAUUGCGUUAAUAAUGAAACGUGUAAUCACAUCGAUGGCAAGUGCAUGAAUGGGUGUGCUAAUGGGUUCCAGCGGCCAAAAUGCAAUACAGAAUGUCCAGACGGUAAAUAUGGUCAAAACUGUCGGGAAAAGUGCAGCACAACUUGUAAUAGUUGUAAUAAAAAGUCAGGAGUUUGUGAAUACGGCUGUAAACCAGGAUGGAAAGGCGACAAUUGUGAAACGGUAUGUCCAGAUGGCUUUUUUGGUCGAAACUGUGUGAACAGAUGCAAUGAAACCUGCAUCAGUUGUAAUAAAAAGUCGGGAGUUUGUGACAAUGGUUGUAAACCAGGAUGGGAAGGAAAUUAUUGUCAAAACGAGUGUCAAGAAGGUUUUUUUGGUCAAGACUGUAAGCAAAAAUGCCAGGAAUCCUGUAAUGAUUGUAAUAAAACAUCAGGAGCAUGUGAGAACGGCUGCAAAGCAGGCUGGAAAGGCAUUUUUUGUCAAAACAAAUGUGAUGAUUGGCUUUUUGGAGAAAACUGUGCCAAAUUUUGUGGUCAUUGUUCUGGAUACAAAACGUGUAAUCAUGUAACUGGAAUAUGUUUGAAUGGAUGUCAACCAGGCUAUAUGGGAGAAGACUGCCUAAAAAAAUGUGAACCUGGAUUAUUUGGUGUAAACUGCAGCUCUGGAUGUGGACACUGCUUCAAAAAUAAAUCCUGUCAUUUUGAAACAGGAGUUUGUUUUGAAGGAUGUGAACCAGGCUACAGAGGAAACAACUGCAAAGAGAAAUGUGACGAUGGACUUUUCGGUAUUAACUGUAGCACACCAUGCGGCCAUUGCUUUGAUAACCAAACCUGUCACCAUAUACACGGAAGCUGUAUUAAAGGUUGUGAAGUUGGAUAUAGGGGAAUCAAAUGCACGGAAGGUUGUCCGACGGGUGCAUUUGGAAGGAACUGCAACAAAACUUGCAGUAUUAAUUGCAAAAACAGGAGUAUCUGUGAAAAAGAUACAGGUCACUGUAUUGAUGGAUGUGCAGCAGGAUGGAUGGGUGACAUUUGCAACAAAAAGUGUGAUAACAACAUGUUUGGAGAAAACUGCGAGCAGAAAUGUGGUCACUGCGCUAAUUCCUCCACCUGCAAUCCUCUCAACGGAUCCUGUUUAACUGGUUGUGAUUUAGGAUUUCAAGGUCCUCUGUGUAAUGAUGAGUGUAGCAACGGCACGUUUGGUUACAAUUGUAUGGAUAAUUGCAGUUCCCGUUGUGUCGACGGAAUUUGUGACAUAAGAUCCGGUGCUUGUAAAAAGAUAGAAUUACGGGCAGAUAAUCGAAGUGACAACAAAAACAAUGCAACAUUUAUUAGCGUAGGCGCUGUAUUCCUUGUCAUCAUCAUCGCAGUGGUUAUUUUAGUUGUCGUGAAACGAUCUCGGAGAAGCAAAACUAAACCUAAAAAGAAAACAUUGGAAAAAAGCCAGUGUGGAUCUGAGAUGAAAUGCAUUGGACAAGCAAACGGCUUAAAGAUGGACAACAAAGGUGAAACGGCACCUGUAUAUGACGGCUUUAAUUCUAUAAUACCCACGGAUUCCAAUUAUUCUAAUAUUAACAUCAACACAACUCUAGAUAUACCUAUUGAAAAACUUGAGAUUGUCAUUGCGGAGAAGAGAAAGAACGAUAACGAGGGCUUCCGAAAAGAAUAUGCGGCCCUUCCAAGUGGUGAACUACACUCUUGUGAAUUUGGAAAAAAGCCAGAAAAUGUUCCUAAAAAUAGAUAUAAAACAACUUUUCCUUAUGACCAUUCUCGGGUGGUUCUCGAUAUUCAAAGCAGUGAAAUUUCGGACUAUAUUAAUGCGAAUUAUAUAGAGGGGGCGAACCGACAAAAAGAAUACAUAGCUACCCAAGGACCAAAGUCAAAUACUCUUGGAGAUUUCUGGAGAAUGAUUUGGCAAGAAAACGUAUCUUCAGUUGUCAUGGUGACAACUCUUGUUGAAGGAGAAAAGGUCAAGUGCAAUAAAUACUGGCCGGAUAAGGACAACCCUGCGCUCUACGGUCCAGUGCAGGUCACGCUUAUGGAAGAGAAAGAAUACGCGUGUUUCACAACUCGCCAACUUUCAGUGCUCCACAAAAAGCUCAAAUGUACACGUGUAGUAACACAAUAUCACUACACUGCCUGGCCGGAUCACGGGGUUCCAGAGCCGCUGGGUUUGCUUGCAUUCCAUAACCACGUCAUAAACACAUCAGCAAUCAAAAGUCAAAGUCCAACGAUUGUACAUUGCAGCGCUGGUGUAGGACGAACAGGUACUUAUAUAGCAUUGGAUGCGCUCUUUCAAAUCGGCAAGAGAACUGGAAAAGUGAAUGUUGCUGAAUUUGUGACGAAAAUGAGACAAAACAGAGUCUCAAUGAUACAAACAUAUGAGCAAUAUAUUACGGUAUACCUUGCCUUGAACGAAAGUUUUAAAGCACCCAUUAAAGCGGAUACUAUGAUUGAAUUUCUUAACAAAGCAGAGAAAGCGAGGAAAAAUAUCCCGGUCAAUCAAAACCCACUUCACGAUGAAUUUCAGCUUCUGUUAAAAACUCGUCAAAAUUAUUCUAAAGAUGAUUACAAUUCUGCAACACUUGAUUCUGGAGAUGACAUUUUGCCUCUGAAGAAAUACGGUCUUUAUCUCUCACCUAGCAGAUCAACACGAAACAAUUACAUCAAUGCAAUAACAGUGCCGUCAUUUACCAAUCUUCAGCAUUUUAUUGUGACAAGAUAUCCAUUGGAAAAGAACGCUUUGAAUCUUCUACGUCUGUUGAGUGACCACGAGUCUGAUACAGUCAUCUCUUUGCAACCACUGUCUGAUAUCAAAUCGGCCAAAGCGUGGUUACCUACUGUAUCAUCAUCCUUAAAGAUUCCGCCGUUUACAGUACAUCAUCGAUCGGAAUCUCAGACUGAUGUCAUAACUCACGAGAUCCAAAUUGCUCAUGACAAUGCGGAAAUACGUACAGUGAUGAUUGUUGAACCUGAAGUUGAAAUACAGUGUUCUGGAAGUUCUGUUGACACGUCCCAGCUUAGAAGCUUGGUAUCGACGGUUCUUCAUUUAAAAACAAAACAACCAAUUACUAUUUUGAGCAGUGACGGUGCCUCCCUUUGUGGAUUGUUCAUCGCCGUCCAUAACGUCAUCCAACAGAUGAACAUGGAUGACAGAGUGGACGUAUUCACCGCCGUCAGACAGCUACAGAUUAGACGGCCGGAGUUCUGUGCCAGAUUUGAAGACUACGAAACAAUUUAUCAAGCGGUUAUGAACCACUACCAAAAUUCAUCAGAAAACAUAUAUUGCAACCAAUAAUAUUUUUUACACAUUUAAUUAUAGUAACUGGAAAUGUAAACAAAAAAAAAACAA
Molecule: messenger RNA, 3757 nt
Organism: Magallana angulata
Lineage: Eukaryota; Metazoa; Mollusca; Bivalvia; Ostreida; Ostreidae
Product: receptor-type tyrosine-protein phosphatase alpha-like
Exons: 31
Coding region: 26-3703 (1225 amino acids)
Biological process (GO): protein dephosphorylation
Molecular function (GO): protein tyrosine phosphatase activity
Source: RefSeq, a predicted model, not a curated record